Molecule: messenger RNA, 375 nt
Organism: Cynara cardunculus var. scolymus (artichoke)
Lineage: Eukaryota; Viridiplantae; Streptophyta; Magnoliopsida; Asterales; Asteraceae
Product: protein RADIALIS-like 1
Exons: 1
Coding region: 127-375 (82 amino acids)
Molecular function (GO): DNA-binding transcription factor activity
Source: RefSeq, a predicted model, not a curated record
GGGUUCUUUCCCUCCCAAGUCUCACCAUAUUUUGCCUAGCUUUCUGUCAUCCCCACUCCUCGUUUUUCCUUUGCAUUAGAAGACAUAAGCUCAGCCUUGUUUCAACUUUCUUGAGUGUUAAUUUGUAUGGCAUCUAGCUCAAUGUCUUCACGUGGAUCAGGUUCAUGGACUGACAAGCAGAACAAGGCCUUCGAAAAGGCGCUCGCUGUGUUUGACAAGGACACCCCUGACCGCUGGCACAAUGUCGCAAAGGCCGUUCCUGGGAAAACGGCACAGGAAGUGGAGAGGCAUUUUCAACUCCUUGUGGAGGAUAUCAACAGCAUCGAGAGUGGUCGAGUUCCUUUCCCUAAAUACAGGACUACUAAAGGGGCAUAA